GUGAGGUUGCAAACUGCAAAACCAGUCACCGAAAAUUCAUUCAUUCCUUGCUUUCUUUCUUUCCUUUCAGCCUCUUCUUACAUCCCAAGAAAAAUAAUGGCUACUCUUACCUCAAACGCAUACAUUAGCCCACAAUACAAUGUUCCCAAAGACCAUCAUCUACCUCAUGGUUGUGUAGUUGAGGAAAUAUCAGGGCUUAUUAGAGUUCACAAAGAUGGAUACGUGGAACGACCACAAGUUCUUCCAUGUGUCACUGCUAGUACUAUUAGUCCAGAGCUAAAUGUGACAUCUGGAGACAUGGUCAUUGACAGUGCCACGAACACAUGGGCACGUUUUUACGUUCCAAUUUGCCAACACGAGUUGCCAUUGCUCGUUUAUUUCCACGGUGGAGGCUUUUGUGUUGGGUCAGCUGCAUGGAGUUGCUAUCAUGAUUUCCUUGCAAGGCUGUCUGCCGAAGUGCGGUGUGUGAUUAUGUCAGUGAACUAUCGAUUGGCCCCAGAGAACCCUCUUCCAGCACCCUAUGACGACGGAUUAAAGGCCCUAAUGUGGGUGAAGCAACAAAUGCUAUAUGAACAACACAAGGGUAGUGGUAGUAACAGUGAAUGGUGGACUACAAAGUGUAACUUCUCCAGUGUCUUCUUGGGCGGGGACAGUGCUGGUGCUAACAUAGCCUACAACGUUGCCACAAGGGUAGCUGCAUGUGAUGGUGUUGCUUUAAGGCCUUUGAGUCUGAAAGGUCUUAUUUUGAUACAACCCUUUUUCGGUGGGGAAGUAAGAACAGGUUCUGAGAAAUGCAUGGCUCAAUCAUCGGGUUCUGCUUUGAACUUGGCAGCAUCUGACACUUAUUGGCGCUUGGCGUUACCCUGCGGUGCGAACCGGGACCAUCCGUGGUGCAACCCUUUGGUGAAAGUGAAGUUGGAGCAGUUGAAGGUCUUGCGUACCUUGGUGUGCAUCUCGGAGAUUGAUAUAUUGAAAGAUAGGAACUUGGAGUUUUGUGAUACUUUGGUUAGAGCAGGGAAAAGGGUUGAGUUUGAGCUGUUCAGAGGUGUUGGACAUGCGUUUCAGAUUUUGGGUAAGUCUCAGAUAUCCAAGAACAGAACUAAGGAAAUGAUGGCUCGUGUUAAAUCCUUCAUGGCUCUCUGAUUCUCUGUUUCACUGUUCUGCUCUCUCUCUUUCUCUGUAUAUAAACUUAAUUCAGUCUUCUCCAAAUCAAACUGCCUAUUGUAAAUUUCUAAAUCUUCAA
Vigna umbellata (rice bean) is the source of this 1243-nucleotide messenger RNA. Its product is annotated as putative carboxylesterase 6. Gene Ontology annotation, molecular function: hydrolase activity. The record is from RefSeq and is a predicted model, not a curated record. Lineage: Eukaryota; Viridiplantae; Streptophyta; Magnoliopsida; Fabales; Fabaceae.